Suillus subalutaceus is the source of this 1200-nucleotide messenger RNA. Its product is annotated as NADP-dependent oxidoreductase domain-containing protein. Bases 133 to 1098 code for a protein of 321 amino acids. The transcript has 10 exons. The record is from RefSeq and is a predicted model, not a curated record. NCBI's taxonomy places the organism in Eukaryota, Fungi, Basidiomycota, Agaricomycetes, Boletales, Suillaceae.
AACAGAAGUCCGGGAGUCAGUCUCAGUCAGAUAAGCCUGAACAGCUUUGAACACGCUAGACUUAUAAGACUUGAAACACCUUCAAGUUGCAUCCUAAACUAAGGUAUCUCAAGUCUCAUAAGUCGACUUACGAUGCCAUCUCGAAUCAAUCUUAUAUUCGGAGCAGGUUCCUUUGGGCUUCCAGGCCCUCAAUCAAAUGGAGCACGUAUUCAUUCAGUUGAACAGGCCCGAGAAACCAUCGGUGUUUAUGUCCAUCAUGGAUAUACCACCAUCGAUACCGCUCGUCUGUAUGGUGGUGGAACUUCUGAGGAGUUCAUAGGUCAAGUCGAUCUCGCGGAAGGAUGCCACAUAGAUACCAAGGCCCUGCCUGGCGAUCUGUCGCCCAAGAAUCUCAGAGCCUCUUUGAUGGAAUCUUUAAAGUCCCUGCGCUGUAAAAAAGUGCACAUCUUCUAUUUGCACGCACCUGAUCGAAGCGUGCCCGUUGAGGAUACCUUACAGACUAUCAAUGACCUUUAUAACGAGGGACAUUUCGAACAAUUUGGCCUGAGCAACUAUAACUCCUGGGAGGUCGCUGAAAUUAUGGGCAUCGCGAAACAGAAUAACUGGGUCAGGCCUACAGUGUAUCAAGGCGGAUAUAACGCAAUAGAGCGAAAUGUAGAAGUGGAGCUCAUUCCUUGUUUGCGUCAUUUUGGGAUCAAGUUUUACGCGUACGGGCCAUUGGCAGGCGGCCUUCUAGUAGGAAAGAUUCUCGAUGAAGAUAGCCUGAAAAAUACCAAAGGAGGUCGCUGGGAUCCUUCCGUAUCCCACAUGGCACCUAUAUUACACGAACAAUGCAAACCACUGCUGUCAAUUCUGCGCGAAUUGAAGGAACUAUUGGAUGUGCAUAACGCCCGCAUGGCUGAAGUAGCUCAACGAUGGCUACAACAUCACAGUGCGCUCCAACCUGGAGAUGCAGUUAUUCUCGGUGCAGCAUCACCCCAGCAAAUGGAGGAUAACAUCAUGCAAUGUGAGGGAGGACCGCUGCCGGAUGAGAUAGUGAAACUGUUGGAAGAGGUGUGGAAAAAGGCAAAAUCUGUUGCUUCUCAUUAUGCUAUGUAGAUAAAAUCAAGGAUGGACUCAGGCAUCCCUGUGGUUCAAGUAUCAUGAUAAAACCACCUGUUCUUCAAAACGUUUCAUUCACAACCAAAGGCUUUGUGUUUC